AUGGAGAGCCGCAGCAACGUAGAUAGAGAAAAGAAAGUAUUGAAUAAUACUUGUCCAGAUGAAGGCGACGAUUUUAAUUUCAAUCCGACAGACUCUGUCGAAGCAGAAAACCGUGAAACAAGGUUAUUGCCUGAAUCAUCGAGGAAACACUGGAGUGAAACUGCGGAGAUAACAGAUGAAUAUAUCAGGAUAGAUUUUGAGUGCAGAGAUGUUGAAAAGGAACUGCCGUCUCUAUCAACGACCACCUGCAAGACCGAGAAUCAACCUAUUGUGGAAAAAGAUAAAAGUAAACUUAAGAAUUUCGUGAAUGAAAAACAACCAAUAAUUUUGAUAAAAAAAGGGUUUAAUUACGAUAAAAAUGGUCAAUUCGAAAGUAAUCUUUGUCACACAUCAUUGGCAUCGAAUGAAGCCGUCAAGUCUCACUUGAAGGUCUCACCUCACAUACAGGAGGUACAUAAUUCUAGUGCACCAUUCAAAUGUAAAAUUUGCCUAAAAUCAUUCCGACGAAAACGUACAUUGAAAAUUCAUAUAAAUACAGUACACGAAGGCAACAAACCCUUCAAGUGCGAUAUCUGUGAAAAAUCGUUUUCAUACAAGGCCAAUCUUAAAAGUCACGUAGAUACAGUACACUAUCGUAUGAAAUCUUUUGAAUGCGACAUUUGUAGAAAAUCAUUUGGACAAAAACAAAGCCUCAGUGCUCACAUUAAAGCAGUACACCUUCGUAGAAAUCCCUUCAAAUGUGAUAAAUGUCACAAAGCAUUUGGAUACAAGAAUUUACUCAAAGGGCACAUAAUUAAAAUGCAUGAUUGGGGAGAACUUUUCCAAUGUAAAAUUUGUCAUAAAUCAUUUAGAUUAAAAAGUAGUCUCAGGGUUCACAUAAAAUCAGUACAUAAUCGUAAUAAACCCUUUCAAUGCGAUAUGUGUCACAAGUCAUUUUCAAUCAAGGGUUAUCUCAGCAGACAUAUAAAUUCAGUUCAUAAUAGUACGAAACCCUUCAAGUGCGAAAUUUGCCACAAAUCAUUUAAAUCCAAGAAUUAUGUCAAUGUUCAUAUUAAUGCCUCAUUUGGCCGCAAGCAUCAUCUUCAAAGUCAUAUAAUAACAGUACAUGAUGAUAGCGCUAUUAACAAAUCAGUUGAACUAGAAAGUACUCGUGAAGCUGAAAUUAAUACAGCAAGUAAUUAUGGAAAAUUCUUCCAAUGUGACAUUUGUCGCAAGUCAUUUACAAUCAAGGGUAACCUCUACCGUCAUAUAAAUACGGUUCAUAAUAAUACAAAACCCUUCAAGUGCGAAAUUUGCAACAAAUCAUUUAAAUACAAGGGAUAUGGUUACUUCAGGCAACACUUUUUUAAUAAGAAAAAAUUGCUAACGCCUAACUGCAUGUACUGUGGACACGAACGAGACGACGCUGAACAUACGUUUUUCCACUGUGUCAAGUGGACAGCUCGGCGUCAGGAACUAGAGUCCGUUUACGGAGAAAUCACGCCAGACAACAUCAUCGGCGUGAUGCUCCGGGACAAGGAAACAUGGACAACUUUUGUGGUCUUCAUCGAAACUGUUCUUAAGCGUAAGAAAGCUGAUGGAUGUCUGAGGGAUAAAUGA
This is a messenger RNA of Trichogramma pretiosum, 1599 nucleotides long. Its product is annotated as gastrula zinc finger protein XlCGF26.1-like. Gene Ontology annotation, cellular component: nucleus. The record is from RefSeq and is a predicted model, not a curated record. NCBI's taxonomy places the organism in Eukaryota, Metazoa, Arthropoda, Insecta, Hymenoptera, Trichogrammatidae. The transcript has 6 exons. The coding region runs from base 1 to 1599 and encodes 532 amino acids. Gene Ontology annotation, biological process: regulation of transcription by RNA polymerase II.